GUUGUGGUUUCGUUCUCCGUCUCAAGUCGGAAUACGCGUCUCUCAACUCUCAACAUCAACCUUUCAAGUCAAGCCUUCGGUUUUUAAGUAUAUUUUAGUUAGUAGCUAAACAAGUUUGUCCGAUAGACUGAUGUGCUGUACGGGAACAGUGUAUCCACCUACCUUACCAUAAGUGUUUUCUAAUAUCUUCAUAUUUCCCUUCAAUAUUGUUUUCUUAACAGUACACAAAUGUGAACCGAAGAAUUUUGUGUCCCUGUGUGUCCAUUGUCCAGAUCGCUAAAAACAUGUUGAAACUGCUCAUCCCCCUGGCUCUUCUGACUACAGUCCUCUUUCUAACCAUCCACACCGUGGACAGCUGCAACGAAGCCGUAUGCGGCAGCGUAGUCAGCAAAUGCUUGCUGACAAAAUCCUGCAAUUGCGAUUUGAAGAACUGCACUUGCUGCAAGGAGUGUUUUAACUGUCUCAGUUAUUUGUACAGCGAAUGUUGCUCCUGCGUGGACAUGUGUCCCAAACCGAACGACACUGGAACCGACCUGAGUAGAAAAUCCCAUGUGGAAGAUUUCGAUGAAGUGGUCCCGCAGUUAUUUAUGGUUUUAACAGAGUUACCUGAUCCCCAUAAAAGAUGGGAAACCAAGACCUUCCCUGUAGAUAUGGAAUUCAAUCAUUACGAACCUAAAAAGGAAAUUAAAAUUACCAUGUUGAGCGCCGAGCAAGAAGUCGAUCCAGCCAAACAGAACAUGAUCACGGUGAAUUGCACAGUGGCAUUUUGGGCACAAUGUAUGAGCUGGACCAAAUGUAAAUCCAGUUGUCUGAGCAUGGGGGCAUCUAGUUACAGAUGGUUCCACGACGGUUGCUGUGAGUGCAUCGGGCAGUAUUGUCUUAAAUUCGGCAUCAACGAAAGCAGAUGUUCAGAGUGCCCUGGCGGAGAAGAAAGCAAGCAGCUCGUAGAUGACGAUGAAGACGAUUACGAUUACGGUGAACACGAUGAUGAUGACGAAGAUGUUUGAAUACUAACAAAAUUAACCCACUGUUUUUGUAUGUACGUUUAUUUAAAAAUGCCAUUUAAUUAAUUAGAACGUAUUCCUAG
Psylliodes chrysocephalus is the source of this 1087-nucleotide messenger RNA. The record is from the annotation of a GenBank genome assembly. NCBI's taxonomy places the organism in Eukaryota, Metazoa, Arthropoda, Insecta, Coleoptera, Chrysomelidae.